Messenger RNA from Erigeron canadensis, 2912 nucleotides. Its product is annotated as transcriptional corepressor LEUNIG_HOMOLOG-like. Gene Ontology annotation, molecular function: transcription corepressor activity; protein binding. Lineage: Eukaryota; Viridiplantae; Streptophyta; Magnoliopsida; Asterales; Asteraceae. The coding region runs from base 324 to 2606 and encodes 760 amino acids. The transcript has 18 exons. The record is from RefSeq and is a predicted model, not a curated record.
CCUCUUUCUCAACUUGAGAGCUUUUCAGUAUCUCUCUUUCAUCAAACAACUUUUCUCUCAGGUCGGAUUCUUAUGCUCUUUUUUCCUUUCCACGCGCGCGUGACACACAAACACACACACACUCUGUACUCAUAUAUAUACACAUAUCUAUAUAUCUAUAUAUAUUUGUGUGUAUAUCAAUCAAGCAGUAAAUUACCAGCAGCAGAAGCUUCAUAAAAGUUAGUUCAAUUCCAUAUAAUAAUCAGAAUUCAUUCUUCUCAUGUUCUUCUUCUACUGAAACUAUUUGAAGGAAAAGAUAAUUGACAGUUGUAGCUGAAUCAGUCAUGGCACAAAACUGGGAAGCUGACAAGAUGUUGGAUGUUUAUAUCCAUGACUAUUUGUUAAAGCGGAAGAUGCAUGCAUCUGCGAAAACGUUCAUGACUGAAGGGAAGGUUGCUACAGAUCCUGUAGCCAUUGAUGCUCCUGGGGGAUUUCUUUUGGAAUGGUGGUCUGUCUUCUGGGAUAUAUUUAUAUCAAGGACAAAUGAGAAACAUUCUGAGUCUGCUGCAUCAUAUAUAGAGACACAACAAAUGAAAGUGAGAGAGCAACAACAAUUGAAAAUGCAGCAGCUGCAUUUGAUGCAACAAAGAAAUGUUCACUUACAAAGGAGGGAUCCUAAUCAUCCCCCGCUUGGUGGUUCUGUAAAUUCCAUGAAUGCUGAUGGAAUGAUGGGAAAGCCAUCCGUUGGUACAUUGGGCGCGAAAAUGCAAGAGGAAUCCAUGAAGCAUUCUCAUUCUAUGGUUUCAGAAACCUCUCCAAAUCCUCUUGAUGUCAAUCGGAUGCACCUUCUAAAGUCGGCGACUAAUAAUCAAGGCCUGUUGAUACCUGGAAAUGCAACAAAUGUAUCUUCUACUUUGCAGCAAGUUCAAGGAAGGCCUCAGUUGAAUACGGAAAUUAAACAAGAAGUCAACUUGGGCCAUACACAGAAAUCCUUGUCUACAGAUCCUUCAUCUAUUUAUGGACAGGCAAUUUUGCAGUCGAAGGCCGGACUUGGUGGUACUGGAUUAAAUCAAGGUGUUACCGGUCUACCACUGAAGGGUUGGCCUCUAACUGGUAUUGACAACUUACGUGCCAAUAUGGGUCUGCAAGUACAAAAGCAAAACAUGCAGAACCAAAAUCAAUUAUAUCUGGCAUCACAGCAGCAACAGGCCUUAGCAAAUUCCCAAGUGCAAAGCAAUCUUGGAGCUUCACCAAAUUAUGGGCCUGCUGGAUUACCUAGAGGCAAUCAAAGUAUGAAAGAUGGUCCAACCACAAGAAAUGAUGGAUCCAUAGGCUCUCCCGGACAAACGAGUUCACCCAAGAUGAAGAUACCUCAGACGCAACAAUCUACUUCUCAACAGCAGGACCAGUUGCAGCAACAGAGUAACAGAAAAAGAAAACAACAUUCUUCUUCUGGACCAGCCAACAGUGCGGGUACAGGGAAUACUGUAUGUCCUUCUCCAAGCUCUCCAGCAUCAACUUCAGCUAGCAGCCUGAAACAUGUAAACAGUGUUCCGAAAAGCAUGAUGAUGUAUGGUUCAGAGGGAAUGGGUGGGCUUGCGUCAUCAACGAAUCAGAUGGACGGCAUUGAAAAUUUUGGGGAUGUUUCUCUGGAUGAUAAUGUGGAAUCCUUUUUGCAACGUGAAGAAGGAGGCGGAAGAGAACUUUAUGGUGCCGUGAAUCACACACUCACUGAGCACAAGACAGAGUCUUCAAAGGGUUUUUCCUUUGGGGAAGUUGGUUGUAUACGUACAAGAAAUAAGGUCUUGUGCUGUCAUUUUUCUUCAGAUGGAAAGUUGCUAGCUAGUGCUGGUCAUGAUAAAAAGGCUGUUUUGUGGAACAUGGAUACACUACAAACUGAGAGCACCCCGGAAGAACAUCAGCUCUUAAUUACUGAUGUUCGGUUUAGACCAAAUUCAACUCAUUUUGGAACUGCUUCCCUUGAUCAAUCUGUGCGAAUAUGGGAUGCAGCUAAUCCAAGCCAUAGUCUGCAUGCACAUACAACAAAUUCUUCACAUGUUAUGUCCAUAGAUUUUCAUCCGAAAAGGAAUGAUCUCUUUUGCUUCUGUGAUAGUGACAACCAAAUUCAUUACUGGAAUAUCAAUCCAUUCCAACGUACUCGUGUUUCUAAGCAGGGAGGUAGCGCACAAGUGCGAUUCCAGCCUGGAAGUGGACAGUUACUAGCGGCUGCGUCAGAUACGAUUGUCUCUAUUUUUGAUGUUGAAACCAAUAGACAAACUCAUUCCUUGCAGGCUCAUAUGGGAGUUGUAAACUAUUUGUGUUGGGACUUGAAUGGGGAAUACUUGGCUUCUGUAAGCGAGGAUAGCGUGAGAGUGUGGUCAGUAAAAUCCGGCGAGUGCAUUCAUGAGCUGAGUGCCAGUGGAAACCAAUCCUGUGUCUUCCAUCCGAGUUAUUCUGCUCUUUUGGUGAUCGGUGGAAUGCGGUCUUUGGAGCUAUGGAACAUGGCAGAAAAUAAAAGCAUGACAGUAUCAGCUCAUGACAACAUAAUUGCUGCUUUGGCACAGUCACCCGUUACUGGAAUGGUGGCCUCUGCAAGCCACGACAGUUCUGUGAAGUUGUGGAAAUAAAGAUAGCAUAACAAGUGAUAUUAAUUGUUUAUAUAUAAUAGUUAUAGUUAUAUAUAGUAUCAUAUAAUGGUAGUGUGACUUGUAUAGUUGUAUUUACCAUUUCACAUAUAUGGUUUUGAUAGCAAAGGUAAGAGUAAUUACUUGUAGAUUAUUCAUUUUCAGUCAUAUAUAUCACGCACUGUGGUGUAGUACCCUAAUCAGUCACAUUGUAUUUGGUAUAUUUGCUCUUCCUUAAGGUAAAAAGAACACAUGAUGUAACUUCUAUCACUUAAAGUAUAAAUGUGGAAUAUAAAGAUUUUCCGUCUU